AUGGGGGAUGGUUUGGUAGAUGUGGAAGGGGCCGGCCCUGUAAGAGAUGAGGGUCCAGAGACCCCACCAUCAGGGAUGGAACUCAAUAAUACCGAAGUAUCAAGCGCCGAAGGGGCCCCUGCUCAAGGGGUCACCGCUGAAGCUGAGGGGGUCCCUGCUGAAGGGGUUCCGCCCAGUGGUGGUGUCAUGACUUCACUUGAUGUGGACAAUUUUGACUUCAGUGUGGGAAGUAAAUCCGAUGGAUCCCCCCCUCUAUACAGAUUCCACGAGUACAAGGACCUGAAGAGGUUUGCCAAGAUGUGGGCACGGGCACAUGAGUAUAAACUCGUAACAGGCAGCUCAAAGACAGGGAAGAAUGGGUACUUGAAAUGCUCGUUGGCAGGAGAGGAUAGAAACAAGCCCGAUACGAAUCGACAGCGGUUGUCUCGGAACAAACGUAUCGGAUGUAGAUUCAGGAUCUCUGCUCACAAACCGACAAGCAAAGACCGCCCAAAUGAACCUUGGGAAAUUCGAAUCGCGGAAGACUUGUCUCAUAAUCACGGCCCAAUGGAGACUCAAUAUGAGGUUCUCAAUCAACAGGUUGAUCCGGCGCUUGAGACAGAGGCGUUACGUAUGGCAUCAUUGGGUAUGAAGCCAAGAGCAGUGGCAAUGAUGCUCUCCCAAAGGUCUGGUUGCCAUGUCACGUGUAGGACAGUUUACAAUGCAACUGCUGCGGAAAAACGAGGAAAGCGGAAAGGCGAGACCCCAAUGCAGUAUCUCCUUCGGUGCCUCAGCGAAUCCAACUGGAUACACGACGAGGCUUAUGAUGAGAAUGGCCAACCUCUAUACGUGUGGUUUGCUCAUCCUGGAUCUCUGUCAGUCCGCAACCAACAGGACGUUCUCGAUUGGUUUUUGCUUCAUGAGGCACGAGUCCGUGGUAGCAUAUUCAUGGGUGUUGAAGAAGUUGAAAAGGCCUUAAGAAACGCGAUUGCGGUGCACUUCCCUGACGCCGUGAACAAUGUCUGCUUGUGGCACAUUGAUCAGAACAUCUGUGCGGCUUGUUACCCCGCGUUUGCAGCUGAUCCUGCGAAAUAUGAGGUGUUCAAGAAGAAGUGGAACUCGGUAAUGUAUUCAAAGGAUGAGGACGCUUAUGACGACGCCUGGGGCAAGCUUCAAAUGUAUCUAGCCGAUCGCGCCUCGGUCCUGGAUUACCUGAUCAAGAACAUCAUUCUUGAUCGGGAGUUGUUCAUGAGACCUUGGAUAGGGCAGACCGCGCAUUUAGGCAAUCACACGACCGCUCGAGGGGAGUCUGCGCACAGUUGGCUGAAAAAACACGUGACCUCCCACAAGACGGACUUCGCGACUGUGUUCGAGAAAAUUGCUCAGACAGUGGACUACCAGGUCACAAGUGUUGUGACACAGAUAUCGAACGAGAAGCAGAAGGGGAAAUCCGGUCUGCCGGAAACCUUCCGUCCGCUUAACACUAAGGUCUCAAUUCAUGCAAUUGUCAUGCUUGAGUGGCAGCGGGACCUGUACCUGAAGAAUCGGGACUCAGCGGCCAAGGGGGUGGAUCUUGACGAGUGCACUGGUAGCUUGUGGGCCACAAUGGGUAUCCCUUGCUGGCACAUGUUGGCCGAUAUCUUGGAAGACAGUGGUGUUGUUGAAACAACAAAUAUUCACGAUCAGUGGAAAUUAUAUUAUACCCCUGAUGAUCCGAAUGCGGAGCCUCCUUAUGACUUUCACGAGGACUAUGCGGCCAUGAAAGAGGAGAUUCUGGCCGACGUGAGGCCUCAAGAUCUCCCUGGUCUUAUGGCCAAGCUGCGCCAGGUGCAGACUAACACAGUUGUUGUGCCCCUGGGUGAGGCACCCAUCAUAAGAAACAACCGCAAGGGAGCCAAGAAAAAGCGCAAACGAGGUUACGUGCGAGCAGCCGAACGGGACGCAAUCCAUGCCGAGGUGGUGGAGGCCCAAGUUAACGAGGCUCAGGCAAAGAAAAAGGCGGCAAGGGCUAAGAAGGUGAAAAUUAAGGGCAAGCCAAAGGCUACGACAAAGUCAAAUACUUUGUCAUCAGAUGCAACAUCCUGUGAUGAAAUUGGUGAUGAACCUGAUCAGCUCACGAAGAAGAGGAAGCUGCCUUUACGAUCAACCCAAGCAAGAAAGAAGGUCAACUUGGCGGAGUCUAGCGAUUCAGGGGACUCAUCCAGCUCUGCAGAUGAUUCUGAGAAUGCUGAUAAAGAAAGCUCAGGUGGGUCAGACGGGGAAUGCACCUCCAGGCCUCUGACCGCAGCGGGUUCGCCAGAUGUGCAUGGGUGCUCAAGAGCAGGCACACCAACGGAUUCACCACCCGCAGGGGGAGUUCCCGAUACCCCUGAGGAUGCUGAAUUGCCAUCAGGUCUUGAAGAAGUGUUAGCUGAGCUUGCAAAAUCAGAGCAUGUGAAUGCCCCAAAGCACUUCGAUACAGUAGCUGACACACAGCCGAACCCCGAAGAACAACCAAUACCGUCACCUUCGUCCCCUCAGGUAGGCCCAGGUCAUGACAGCGUGAUGGCCCCGCCCGCGGCCCCCGUGGCACAAGCUCGCAGACCGCCGGCACCAAUCACCCGGGGGCAUGGACCCCAGUUCCGCACGUGGCCUGAAGAAGGUACAUGCUUGGGGGAGGAGACAACCAAUGCAUGUAAGGCAAUCCCCACCAAACCCAAACGCAUCAGGCCCAAGAAGAUAUGGUUGCCUCCACCUACCGGGGUCACACCAGAGAAUGGUGGUGAUAAUGGCACAGCCGCAAAUGGGGAGACAGGAACCCCAAACGAUGUGGGACCCCAGGCAGCCCAAGGAAUUGUGACCGACCAUGGGCCACCCCCUCAAGCACCCCUGGUGACUGCACCCAAAGCAAUGGAGGCGGCCCAUAAUGAGCUCCCUGCCUGGGUGCAAAAACAUGUCCAAUCGGUAUAUGAUCCACCUGGCGAUGGCAACUGCGGUUACUCUUGCGUGGCGCGCCAUAUGGCACUUGAGAAGCCCGAGAGCUUGUACGCAAAGACCAACGGGUGGUAUCAGGUCCGCCAGGAUCUGAUCAACGAGCUCGACAACAACAAAGCGCAUUGGACAAGGAGGUUCGGGAGCAACGACGAAUACAAGAGUGUUGAAAUACAAAUCCAUUGUGUCAACCUGUGUCAUCAUACAUCAUAA
This is a messenger RNA of Puccinia graminis f. sp. tritici CRL 75-36-700-3, 3162 nucleotides long. RefSeq lists its product as uncharacterized. The record is from RefSeq and is a predicted model, not a curated record. NCBI's taxonomy places the organism in Eukaryota, Fungi, Basidiomycota, Pucciniomycetes, Pucciniales, Pucciniaceae. The coding region runs from base 1 to 3162 and encodes 1053 amino acids. The transcript has 11 exons. Gene Ontology annotation, biological process: regulation of DNA-templated transcription.